Cannabis sativa is the source of this 1569-nucleotide messenger RNA. RefSeq names its product GDSL esterase/lipase At5g03610. The coding region runs from base 301 to 1380 and encodes 359 amino acids. NCBI's taxonomy places the organism in Eukaryota, Viridiplantae, Streptophyta, Magnoliopsida, Rosales, Cannabaceae. Gene Ontology annotation, molecular function: hydrolase activity, acting on ester bonds. The record is from RefSeq and is a predicted model, not a curated record. The transcript has 5 exons.
AUAAUUUUAUAUAUUUGUCAAACAAAAUCAGCGUUGACCUUACUGGGUCACAGCUCGGUGAGAACCAACGCGGAACGGAAAUCCUUUCCCAAAAAAAAAAAAAAAAAUUCAAAGCUCGUGUACUAUAAAUAAGGCAUAAAAAACUGUCUAUUCUUCACAAAACUCUAUCAACUUCUUCAAUAGAAGCUAAAGCUUGUUUAUUCUUCUUCUUAAAACAAACAAAAGGAAAAAAAAUAAAUUGGUACACACUCUUCAUAAUUACUCGUGUACCCAAAAAAGAAAAAAAAAAGAAAGAAAGACAUGGAUUCAAACAAGCUCAACCUUAAUUCCCUUUUCAAGUGCUUCUUCUUCAUCUUAGCCUCACUUCUCUCAGUUUCUGGUCACAGUCACCACCAUGGUCAUGAUUCUCAUCUGUUUAGCUUUAAGCCAACAAAGCUUUUUGUGUUCGGAGAUUCUUACUCAGACACAGGCAACAACAGAAAAUCCCAAGCCAGUUCUUGGAAAUUUCCCUAUGGAAUCACCUUCCCCGGUAAACCCACCGGCCGUUUUUCCGACGGUCGUGUCUUGACCGAUUUCCUAGCCAAGUUUGUGGGAGUGAAAUCUCCAAUACCAUACCAAUGGAGGAAGGUUGUAGGUUAUAAGCACUUGAAGUAUGGAAUGAACUUCGCCCAUGGUGGGACUGGUGUGUUCAACACCUUGGUUAUGGACCCAAACAUGACUGUUCAGAUCAAUGCCUUCAAUAACCUCAUUAGUCACUCUGUUUUCACUCCCAAAGACCUUGAAUCCGCCGUCGCUUUAGUCACCGUCGCCGGCAAUGACUACGGUGCUUAUAUCUUUAGAAACGGCACUGCUGAGGGUUUUCCAGGGUUCAUUACAUCAGUGGUGAACCAGCUAUACGUGAACUUGAAACAAAUCCAUGAAUUGGGAGUGAAGAAGAUAGCAGUGACAGCUCUUGAGCCAUUGGGGUGUCUUCCACCAGCAACGGCGGCAAGCUCGUUCCAGCAAUGCAACGGAACCCAAAACGCCCUCGUCAACCUCCACAACCUCUUGUUGCAACAAGCAGUGGCCAAGCUAAACAACGAAACCUCUAAAGAUUCUAAUAUCAUCAUUCUCGAUCUUUAUUCUUCCUUCAUGUCCGUAUUCAAGAACAAAGGAGACCCAUUAGGUACUAUAAAGUUUGAGAAUCCAUUGAAACCAUGUUGUGUUGGAACAAGUAGUGGGCAUUCAUGUGGGAGUGUUAAUGAGAAUGGUACAAAGAUGUACAGCAUUUGUGGAAAGCCUGAAUCUGCAUUCUUUUGGGACGAUGCACACCCAACUCAGCAGGGUUGGCAGGCUGUUUAUUUAGCUCUUAAGGACACUCUUCACCAACUAAUUUAUUAGUACAACCUACCUAUAUCUUAAUGAUCAUCAAUCAUCACUCCUUGUGCUAGAAUUUUCAACUUUUUUCUUUUUGGUGUGUGUGUGUGUAUGCAUCCAAUAACUUGAUUUUACAGUCAAUUUAUAUUUGUUCACUUUUUUGUAAAAUUAUUGUUAAUUAAUUAAUCAAUUAAUGGGAUAGUGGCUUCAAAA